Messenger RNA from Dictyostelium discoideum AX4, 4173 nucleotides. It is a transcript of the gene elp1, whose product is annotated as elongation protein 1. The transcript is spliced from 2 exons. The coding region runs from base 1 to 4173 and encodes 1390 amino acids. Gene Ontology annotation, biological process: tRNA wobble uridine modification. Gene Ontology annotation, cellular component: cytoplasm; nucleus; elongator holoenzyme complex. NCBI's taxonomy places the organism in Eukaryota, Evosea, Eumycetozoa, Dictyosteliales, Dictyosteliaceae. The record is from RefSeq and is a predicted model, not a curated record.
AUGAAGAAUAUUACAAGAUUGUCAGAAUUUAAUGACUUAAUUGUUGAUGGUAAUGGAGAUUUUAAAUUAUUUUCAAUUGAUCAACAAAGUAAUGUAGUAUACUUUAUAACCGAGAAUAAUCAAUUAAUUAUUUAUUCACCAUCAACCAAAAAGGUUUCAAUGAGAAUUGAAUUAGAUGAACAAGAUAUAUUAAGUGAAGGUGCUAAAGUCAUCUCAAUUCAAUUCAUUCCUGAUUUAGAUGCUGUUUGUAUGGCUUCAAAUAAAGGUGAUAUUUUAAUGUAUUCAACUUCAAAUGGUGAACUUGAAUGUGUUGGUAUUAUUGGAUCUGGUAUUACAUGUAUGUCAUGGAGUCCAGAUUAUGAAUUAUUUAUUUUGGCAACAGAGAGUGAAACACUUAUUCAAAUGACAAAAGAUUGGGAAAUGAUUAAUGAAGUUUCAAUUAAUUCAUAUUUACCAGGUAAACCAAAAACAGCAACAACAACAACUAAUAAUAAUAAUUCAAAAAAUAUAAAUAAAAUACCAAUUAUAACAUGGAGAGGUGAUGGUCAAUAUUUUGCAUGUAGUAGUUAUGAAGAGGAUAUUGGUAAAAUUCAAUUAAGAAUUUGGGAAAGAUCAUUACAAUUACAUAGUAUGAAUGAAUCAGAUGUUACAGGAUUAGAGAAUCAAAUUUCAUGGAGACCAAAUGGUUCAAUGAUUGCAGUUAGUCAAAGAUUAGAACAAACCAGACAUGAUAUAUCAUUCUUUGAAAGAAAUGGUUUAAAACAUGGUGAAUUUACAUUAAGAAGUAAAGGUGAAAUUCAAUCGAUUCAAUGGUCAAGUGAUUCAGAGAUUUUAGGUAUUCAAUUAUAUUUAGAGGAUGAAAAAAGAUCAGUAUUACAAUUAUGGCAUCGUAGUAAUUAUUAUUGGUUUUUAAAACAAGAGAUUCAAUGCGGUGAUAGUAAUAAUAAUAAUACUAAUGAAAGAAUUGUAAAUAUUCAAUGGGAUUUAUCAUCACCAAUUGUUCGUGUAUUAACACAAAUUGGUCGUUUUAGUGAAUAUCGUCUUUGUUGGGAUUAUGAUGUUUCUCAAGGUUCAAGUGAAAAUAAUCCAACCACUGUUGUAAUGGUAGAUGGUAAUCAAUUGAAAUUGACACCAUUCCGUCGUUUGGUUGUCCCACCACCAAUGUCGGCCUACUCUAUUGAACUACCUGAUAGAUUGAAUUGUUUGGGUUUUUCAUUCAAUCAAAGUACCUAUCAAUUAUCAGUAAUGGUCGAUCAAUCUAUACUCAUUUAUACACCAGCAACACUACCACCAACACCAAAGGCCACACUACCAAAGAUUAAAUCGGCCAAUGGUUUAUUAGCACCAUUACCAUCGGAUUUUAAAGCAAACUUACCAAAUUAUUCAAUUGCUCCAACAUUAACCUCUAGAGUGGUAAUUGAUAGAUCCAAAUUACAACUCCACAAAAUUCGUCAUUUCCUUUGGUUAAACGCCUCAACAUUCAUUGGUGUCGAGAGUAAAACUAAUCAAAAUUCAGAUUCAAUCGUUGAGAUUGUUUUCAAUGUUUCUAGUGGUGAACUCGAGAAUAUCUAUCGUACAAGUGUUUCAACAAAGAUCUUACGUUUAACUCAUCAUUUACAAUCAUUGGAUCAAUGUUUAUUUGAAAGUAUAGAUGGUUAUCUUCACCUUUACAAUUGUUCAACAUCAGCAUCAUCAGGUGGUAAUUUAGAACAACCAACUUCAAUCUCACCAUUCAUCUAUCAAGAGAAUAUCUUUAAGUUUCCAACACCAUGUCCAUGGUUUUCAUCUUGUACAAUCAAUCAAGAGGAUUCAGUCGUUGGUUUAAAUGAUAGAAAUAAACUUUACAUCAAUCAAAGUUUACUUUGCACAGAUUGUAAUUCAUUUGCACUUCACAAUAAAUUCCUAUUGUUCACCACAGUAUCACAUGUACUUAGAUCAGUAUCAUUAUUAGCACCACCACCAACUCAACCAUUAACCUACGUCCCAGUUUCAAAUGUAAUUGGUAAUUAUGUCGGUCAUAAAUCGCAAGCAUUACAACAGCAAUCGAAUUACGAUGAUUCAAUCAGAGAUGUUGAAAGAGGUUCACGUAUCGUUGCAGUUGUACCACACGAUACUCGUUUAGUACUUCAAAUGCCAAGAGGUAAUUUAGAGGCCAUUUCACCACGUUCACUCACUUUAGCAACCAUUCGUGAAAUGAUUAACAACCAUCAAUACCUUUCUGCCUUCUUAACAAUGCGUAGAAAUCGUAUCGAUAUGAACUUUAUUUACGAUCAUAAUCCAACCGAUUUCAUUCGUCAUAUUGAAGAGUUUGUUGACCAAAUUCAACAAAUCGACUAUUUAAAUCUUUUCAUCUCUUCAUUACGUGAUGAAGAUACCACCAAAACCCUAUUCAUUGAUUUAGAGACUAAACAUUUAUUACCACCAACCAAUGUGGUUAAACCAUCCUCCAUCGUUGUUGGUAAGGUUAAUUUAGUAUGUGACUCAUUGCGUAAGGUAUUUAUGGAGAAGGAUUCAAUCAAAUUCAAUUUACCAAUCCUUACAACCUAUGUAAAGAAAUCACCACCUGAAUUGGAUCAAGUCUUACGUUUAAUUCAAUCAUUACGUGGUGAAGAAAUCAAUGAACAAGGUGAAACCAUCGUUAAUCGUUUGGCAGAGGAAUCAUUAGAUUACAUUGUUUUCUUGGUUGAUGUUAAUAAACUCUACGAUAUUGCUUUGGGUACAUACGAUUUUGAAUUGGUGAUUAUGGUUGCUCAAAAAUCUCAAAAAGAUCCAAAAGAAUAUAUCCCAUUCCUUCAAGAACUUCAAAAGAUGGAGAAAUUCUAUCAACGUUAUUCAAUCGAUAAAUAUUUAUCACGUUGGGAAUUAGCACUUUAUAAUCUUUCAAGAGCUGGUAAAAAAUAUCAACAAGAUUGUUUAGAUUUAAUUAUUUCAAAUAAAAUUUAUAAAGAAGCAUUAGUUAAUUAUGGUGGUAGUGCUGCCGAUAGUGACGAUAAUUUAAUUGAAGAAAAAGAUGAAAUGUUUAAAAAAGUUUUAAAUAUUUAUGGUGAUUAUUUAUUAGAAUCUAAUCAAUUUGAAGAUGCCGCCUAUUUAUUCUUACAAGCCAAUCAAGAAAAGAAAUCAAUCAAUGCAUUUAGAGAUGCAGGUUUAUGGGAAAAUGCAAUCUCUCAAGCCAAUAAAUUAUCCUAUACAAAGGAACAAUUGAAUCAAUUGGUCAUUGAAUUAUCGGAAAUCUUAAAACGUAAUUCAAAAUUCCAACAAGCUGCUCAAUGUUUAGAGAAAUUCCAACUUAUUGAUCAAGCAAUUCAUAUGUAUUGUGAAGGUUAUUAUUUUAAUGAAGCAUUAUUAUUGUCAUCAUCAUCAUCAUCAUCUAAUCAAGAAGAAGAACAACAAAUUAAAAUUAAAAAAUCAUUAUUAGAUUCAUUAUCAAAUCAAAUUAAUGAAAUUAAUAAUAAUUUUGAAAAAUAUGAAAAGAUGUCAACUAGAAUUGUAAUUGUUCGUACAAAUAAAUUAAAUUAUGUACCAUUGUUAUUACCAAGAGGUCAAGGUGAUUUUGAAACUGGUUCAAUGAUGUCUGGUAUGAGUGGUAUGUUUAGUGAAGGUGGUAUGUCAGUUAAUAGUGCUCUAUCGAAUGUUACUACCUCUUCUUAUGUUUCAACUUAUUCUCAACAAACUGGAACCUUUUCAACCGCUACUAAAACUCGUUUAAAAAAGAAAGAUAAGAAGCAAAAACCUCAAAAAGUUCGUAUCACCGGUAAAGAAGGUUCACCAUAUGAAGAGGAUUAUUUAGUUGAUCAAAUGAAGAAAUUAAUUCCUUCCUCAUCUCAACAAGAAUCAAUUGGUCGUAUCAUUAAAGGUUUGGUUCUUUUAGGUCUCUUUAAUGAUGCUCGUCAAUUAUCAACUCUUUAUCAAAAAUAUUUAAAUCUUAUCGAUUCUUCUUUAGAUGAUUUAUCUGCUUCUGCUACUGCUAUCUUACCAGAAAAUAAAAAAGAAAAAGAAAGAGAACAAAGAUUACAAUUAGAACAAUUAGAAGAACAACAACAACAACAACAAUCACAACAACAACAACAACAACAACAAACUUCAACUACUUCUAAUAAUAAGAUUAUAACAUUAAAUAUUAAACAAGUAGUAGUUUCAAGAGAUAAACCAAAUUGGAAUUUAACAAUUUUUUAA